AUGGCGUCUGGGUGUGGGCAGCGCUCGGCCGUGCUGCUGAGGGAGGAGCUGCUCAACUGUGGGACCGUGCUGCAGAUCUCGGAUUUACCAGAUGAUGGCUUUUCUGAUCAGGAUAUCAAGAAGAUCGUGCAGCCUUUUGGCAAAGUCAGUGACCUGAUUGUGCUUCGCUCCAGGAAUGAGGCCUUCCUGGAGAUGAACUACAAAGAAGCCGUGAUCGCAGCGGUGAAGUACGGUGAAACGGUGCCAGUGCUGGUGAAUGGCAAGAGGGUGAAGAUCAGCAUAGCAGAGAAACCCAGAGCUCCCCCGGGGCAGGCCAAAAAGGCUAUAAAGAAACGGGCUCAGAAUGUUAAAAAGGCUGCACCAGGCACGAGGAAAGAUCUGAAUGCCACCACAAAGAAGUUCAUUGCAGCCACAUCUCCAGAUGAAGAUGUUCAGAUCCCAGUGGAAGCUGAAACAGAAGCUGAGGAGGCAAAGCUGUCAGAGCCAAAGAACAUCACAGAAGGGGACAAAGAUCCAGAGGCUGGGAAGGCAGCAGAGACUCAGGCCAAAGGAGCCACUAAUCCUGCAGCUGUGCUAGAGACAGUCUCCCAGAUGCCUCAGGUGGCAGCAGUGGACUUGAAUGAGUUAAAUAAAGCUUUAAUUGGCCAAGAAGUCACCAUAAUGACAGUAAAGAGUGAAGAACCCACAGACCCAGAAGGCCAGGUCAGUGUAAAGGAGGGGGAUGAUUCCUGCGUGAUCCUUAUUUCAAACCUGCCUGAGAAAGGCUUUUCUGUGGAGGAAGUUUCCAACCUCGCAAAGCCGUUUGGGGGACUGAGGGAUGUGCUGAUCUUGUCAUCUCAUAAGAAGGCAUAUCUUGAAAUCAGUAGAAAAUGUGCCGAUUCCAUGGUCAAGUUUUACACCUGCUUUCCCAUGUCUCUGGAUGGAAACCAGCUCUGCAUCAGCAUGCUGCCGCAGUACCAGAGUGUCAAAGAUGAAGAAGCACUAUUCACUGCUCUCAUUAAAGACUCUGACCCGAAGGUAAAUACUGAAACUGUUCACAGCCAGUUUGUGCAUCUGGGGAACUUGCCAGAUGAUGGGUACAGAGAGCUCGAAGUCGUUUGUGUGGGACUUCGCUUUGGAAAAGUGGAUCAUUAUGUUGUGCUGAAGAACAAGAACAAGGCAAUCCUGCAGCUGGAUAGUCCCAAGUCAGCCAGGUCAAUGUUCAGCUUCCUGAGGCAGUACCCAUACAGCAUGGGUGAGCACACACUGACCUGCACCCUGUCACCCAAGGGAGAGGCUGCGGAGGCUGAAGCUGUGAAGGCAGAGGUGAAGCAGGAGGAGCCAGGCCCGGGCAGCUCUGGCUUGAAAAAAUAUCCAGAGGGAUCAGGAGUGGUGCAAAGAGCAGCUGCUAAUCCUCCAGUAGAGCCCAGUGUGGCAAAGAAAGGAGCCGUUGCCAUCUCUCAUGUCAAAGAAGAGGUGUCAGCAGGACACAUGGAGCCCUCUGAGUCCCACCUUGAAAGAGCAGGAAGGGACUUCGCUGCGAGACUGGUGGAGGCGCCGGUGGAGAAGGUGGACAUUGGAGUUCCUGCAGCAUCCAUCAAACCCUCUGGCACUGAGACACCCCAAGUGAAGCUGGAGGAGAUGCCGCCACCAUCACCCAGCAUGGAGAAAGAGGAGGCAGCUCAAGAUGAUACCAAACCAGUGCUGCCUGAACCUGCUGUUGUGUCUGCACCAAAGAAGGAGGCUAAAGAGAAAGCUGAAGGGUUGUCCCCUCCUGCUGUUGAACCACCAGAAGAACUGUCCCACGUGGGCAAGGCUGAAGAUGCGCCACCAGGUUGUGCUGAGACCCCGGCGGGAGGGGAAGCUGUGGUGGUUGUCCCCAGGGUGAUGCCCCCCAGCUCUGGCCUGGCACCAGUGCAGGUGGUGUCAUCUGUGGUGACACGACCAACCAACAGAUUGGAUGCUCCUGAAAAGAAACCUGGGUUUGAUGUGGUGAAACCCAAACUUGAAACGUCCGUGGCUCUGCUAACGGAGAAGAAACCUGUGCUGAAAGCUUGGGCAGCUGUGGAGAAGAAGCUGGAUGGAGCUGGAGCAGGCAGAGAGGUGAAAGCAGAAGAGUCUGCACUCAGAGCGGGAAGAGCUGUGGAGGAGAACCCCAGAAAGCUUUUGGUCAAGACUGGGGCAGAGGCACAGAAGAAACUGGAACAACCCAUGGCCAAGGUUGGGGCUGUUGCGGUGAAGGCUGCAAGUGCUGUCAGUGAGAAGAGUGAGGGAAGUUUGGUCAAAGCCCAUCUAAAUAAGGGGGCAGGAGCAUCAAGAGCUGAUGAAACCCACAAAGCUCUUACAUUGAACUCCCCUGUGUGUGUCAAGGAAUGUUCCUCUGCUGCUAAAACGAUCCUGAGGGCAGUGCUGUCUCUUCCAGACAUAGCCAAGUCAAGGGUUCCAGUGUGGAGAAACGAGCCUUCCUCGUGUAAAGGAGGGGAGCAGAAAACCCCCUUGAAGCCUGAGACCCAAAGCCCGGUGGUGGUGGUGGAGAAGAAAACCACGUCAAAAGAAGGUGAUGCCCCCAGAGCUGAGAGCAGCAGACCAAGCCAGGGAGAUGGCAGCAGCACUAAAGUGAACAGAAGCUCUGUUGUUGAUGGCAAGGGAGGCAAUGGGAGGAAUUCAUCUCAGCAAGAGAAGGAGUCCCGAGUGGAAUCUAGGGCUAGUUCAAAACAGACUCAAGAGGGAGAGAGUAGAUCCUCCAGCAUGAAGAAAGACAACAGCAGCACUAAGGUUUCUGGUGGUGGCAAUGCUAAACCCUCAAAAAGUGGCACAACCAGCAGUGCGAAACCAAAGGAGGAGGAAGAGCUCUUCCCGUUUAACCUGGAUGAGUUUGUUACCGUGGAUGAGGUCGUAGAGGAGGUUGAGUCUCCUGUUAAAACACGGCGAAAACCACCGAGGGGGAAGAGAAAAGCAGGUGCUAAAGCCAACUCCUCAUCCGCGCCGAGCGCCAAGAGGAGGAAAGGGAAGAGGUCCAUGGCUCACCUCGCCGAGAGCGAGCUCUCCUUUGUCACUCUGGAUGAGAUUGGGGAGGAAGAGGAGGUGACAGCCCCGCUCAUGGCAGUUGCUGCCUUAGAAGCACUCAGUGACCCUCAGGGCCUGGUUGUAGUGGAUGAAGUGAUGGAGGAGGAGGAACUUCUCUCGGAAGCAGUGAAGGAUCCGCAGUCGCUUGUUACCUUGGAUGAGAUCUCUGAGCAGGAGGAUCUUGGUUCCCAUAAAGACACGCCAAGGCUGGAUUUUGAGGAGCAGGAUUUGAAAGCUGAACCCUUGGUGACUGUGGAUGAGAUUGGUGAAGUGGAAGAGCUGCCUCUGAACGAGCCUACGGGCUUGAGCAUUGAGGAUGUGCCCAGGGAGGACGAGGAGGUGGCUGCUGAGGACACCAGGGAGGGCGCCUCCCCUCCGGUGCCUGACGAUCCCAGUGCGCUGGUGACGGUGGAUGAGAUACAGGAGGACAACGAGGACAACCCUCUGGUGACUCUGGAUGAAGUGAACGAAGAUGAAGAUGAUUUUCUGGCUGACUUCAAUCGUCUGAAAGAGGAACUAAACUUUGUCACAGUGGAUGAGGUUGGAGAGGAGGAUGAGGAGGAAGAAAACGCUUUCCCAGGGAAAACUCUGGCUGAAGACAAUGAAGAUAUAGUUGCCGUUACAGGACCAGAGGAGGAGGAUAUUGUUGCUGCUGCAGGACCAGAAGAGAUGGAAAUUCAGGGGGAUGUGAUUGCAGAAAAAGAAAUUCCUGCAGUCUCAAAGUCAAAAG
Nestor notabilis (Kea) is the source of this 3775-nucleotide messenger RNA. It is a transcript of the gene ZNF638, whose product is annotated as zinc finger protein 638. The record is from RefSeq and is a predicted model, not a curated record. The transcript is spliced from 17 exons. Gene Ontology annotation, biological process: regulation of RNA splicing. Lineage: Eukaryota; Metazoa; Chordata; Aves; Psittaciformes; Psittacidae. Gene Ontology annotation, cellular component: nucleus. The annotation marks the transcript as partial. Gene Ontology annotation, molecular function: mRNA binding.